Molecule: messenger RNA, 6208 nt
Organism: Fundulus heteroclitus (mummichog)
Lineage: Eukaryota; Metazoa; Chordata; Actinopteri; Cyprinodontiformes; Fundulidae
Product: glypican-1
Exons: 10
Coding region: 606-2255 (549 amino acids)
Biological process (GO): regulation of protein localization to membrane; negative regulation of fibroblast growth factor receptor signaling pathway; cell migration
Cellular component (GO): cell surface; extracellular region; synapse
Molecular function (GO): fibroblast growth factor binding
Source: RefSeq, a predicted model, not a curated record
AGUGGCAGCGCGGGCACAUCCUCGUCCAGAAAAGCCUGAGCUGCGGCAUCUGCCGGUGUGCGCACCUCUGCACUCGGAUCCCUACGGAUCGGCACGGGAAAGCCGGACAGGCGUGACUCAACACAACCGCGGGGCUGAACGAGUGCAGCGCUAUUUUCUGACGUGACUUAAAAUAGCGUAUUUCAGCUGGGUAACCUAGUUCUUGCAUCUCCUGCUUCUCUCUUUAGGUCAGCCAAAAGCUCCACGGGUGGCUGAACGAGACCGGGGGAAUCUUUACAGAAUUACCUUGCAUCAAGAGAAGAUUUUAGAUUUAGGGAGAAAAAAAAAAUAUUGCGCUUCUGUCCUUGUGCGGUGGCAUAAGUGGAUUAAAGAAGAGACGGGACAUCUGCGCUGAGGGGAAUUUUGCUCUUGUGCCGCGCAGUAGCGCGCAGAGAACAGUUACAGAAGCUGCAGACGCAUUGAAAGGGCACAAGGGAGCAGGAAGGUGGAGGGAAAUUUACGCGCAGCCCUGUUUUCGUCACACUUUUAAGUUUUAUAUUAAGUCGCUUAGUUGCCCGCUCGGAUUCUUGUCCCGACAAAGUCCAAAGCGACGCUGGUCAGCAGGAAUGGAUUUCUUCAUCCUAGCGGCUCUGGUGCUGUGCUCUCUCACAGCGCCAGCCCUUGGGGACAAAGGGUCCAGCAAAGCCCGGGGUUGUUCGGACAUUCAUCGGUUUUACAGCGGAAAGGGACUCAAGCAGGAUGCUGCUGCCCCCGAGUUUGAGAUAUCAGGGGAGCACCUGCAGAUUUGUCCUCAGGGCUACACCUGCUGCACCAGCAAGAUGGAGGACAACCUGGCUAUGAUUAGCCGCACUGAGAUAGAGGGACUUCUCAAAGAAACUAGACGACCCUUACAGAGUUCACUUUCGUACAGCCAAAACACCUUCAAUGGCUACAUGGAUAAUUUGAUGAACAGGUCCAUGACAACCCUUCAUGAUCAUUUUACUUCAACGUGGGACCUUCUAUACUCCAGAAAUUCCCAGCUCUUCCGUGACCUCUACAAGGAUUUAAGGGACUACUACCAAGGUGGCAAUGUCAAUCUGGAGGAGGCGCUGAAUGAAUUCUGGACCAAGCUGCUGGAGAAGAUCUUUUACCAGGCAAAUAAGCAGAAUUCAAUAGGUGAGGACUACCAGGAGUGUGUAUCAAAGAAAAUAGAGACCCUUCGACUUUUUGGAGAGGCACCCCAUAAAAUGACGAUACAGGUCACUCGUACAUUUGUGGCAGCACGUGCAUUCCUUCAGGGACUGACUAUGACUCGAGAAGUAGUGGGCAAAGUGUUGCAGGUGCCACUGAGCCAGAAGUGCAUUGGAGCUAUUAUGAGGAUGACUUACUGUCAACACUGCCGUGGCAUGCCAACUGCUAAACCCUGCGUCAACUACUGCAGCAACGUCAUGAAAGGCUGCCUUGCCAACCAGGCUGACCUCCACACAGAAUGGUCACAUCUAGCAGAUACAAUGAUUGAAGUGGGAGAACGUCGCUUGGAUGAUGUGGAUAGCGUGAUCCUCUCCCUCCCAAAUCAGAUAUCGGAAGCCAUGUUUUCCAUGAUUGACAACCUGGCCACCAUUAACAGCAAGCUGUUCCAGGGAUGUGGAAGCCUCGGCGAAGGAGGAGCCCCCAGCUCUGGAUUUGGAGACAUCGCAAGCAGAAGAAGGGUCAUAGUCGAUGACAGGUUGGGAGGCAGUGCCAACAAAAUGUCAGAGUCGGUGUCAAACAUCAACAUGAAGCUGAGAGAAAUGCGAUCAUAUUGGAUUUCGCUACCAAAAGUUCUCUGCAGUGACAGAGUGGCCAGUGGAACAGGGGCUGAGGACAAGUGCUGGAAUGGCAUGAAUCGUGCCAGGUAUCUGCCUGAGGUAAUUGGUGAUGGCCUAGCCAGUCAGAUCAACAACCCUGAAGUGGAAGUUGACAUCACCAAACCAGACAUGAAAAUACGCCAGCAAAUAAUGCCACUGAAGAUCAUGACCCACAGGCUAAAAAAUGCCCUCAACGGAAAGGACAUGGACUUUCAGGAUACCAGUGAUGAUGUCAGUGGGUCAGGAAGUGGGAUGUGUGCAGAUGACACGUGUUCCCGAGGGCCACGCCUCAUUGCGCCAGUUACUGAACGAGCCAUGGUCUAUCCCGACCCACCAAAAAACAAAGAAGUGAGAAGUUCAGCGUCACAAAGCCUCCCCUCCAUCAGCAUCUUCUUGCUUUCACUGCUCAUCCUGUUGCUCCAGCGAUAAUUGAUGGGAGAGUCUUCUUACUGGGACUGACUUUGGGACAUGGGGAACUGGAGAAUUUUAACAGGGAGGGAGGAAAGGUUGGGGGUUAGUGUCUUUGCCAAAAGUAAGCAAAUAAAAAAAAAAAACAUAACAAAAAUUACUCAGAUGAAAUGCAAAGGAGUCUUGAGUAUUCAACCUGUUCUUCUACUCUUUAUUUGUCGGUAUUCUAUGACACUGUUAGAGUUCGUCUUUUGGCAUCAUAUAAUGUUUUGUUCCUAGUGUUCGGGCUCUCUGAAAUAAUAUUUUCACCUAGGACAUUAUGAGACUAUACUGCUAACAGUAAUGUAGAUGUUGACAAGAUGGGAAUAAGGAGAAUGGAGUGUUACGGCUGCCCCUACGUGCACAUUUGAUCUCCACUUAUAAUCUGUAGAAAUAAUUUAUUUAUUAGAAUCAGUAGGGCACUAAUUGGAAUAAUCACAUCACUGUUUCCUGUAAACAAAAAAAAAAAAACACAAACUAUAAAUUCAAAUGAUUAUCUUCAGAAAGGAGAAACAGAACAAUUUGACUCGUCAAUGCAUUAGGCUUUGCAGUGCUAAUACACAUAAUCUUUAUCUGCGGGGGAACACACACAUGCCUUCUUCACAUGCCUUCAGCACUUUCCGCUAGUCUAUCUUUAAUUUGCAAUAAAAGCUGUCAUAAUAUUCACACAGACAUGUUCCUUCUAUGUAGGGAAUUGGGGGCAACAUGUCCUUUCUUCCAUUCCAUCCACCCACUCCUCCCUUUUCUCCUACCACAUGCAACUCCCACCUUACCGCUCAUUUACUCCACUCCCCUGCUGGCAGUGCAGCAUCAACUUGAGGGUUCCGGUUCAAGCAAAGGGCUCACAUGACCGGAUCAAGUCUCAGUUGACAGAAAGUGGAUGAGAGUAGUUAGUUUAAAGGCGACCCUCGUGAGAGACCCAAAAACGGACACAGAAGCAGAAACACAAAUUUCCUGCAGCACUUUGUUCAGUACUUUGUUUGACGUUCACAGUAGAUCAAUAAUAUUGUACACACAGUCAGAAUUUUAGUGUGAUAUGCUUUAUGUGUAAGUGUAGCAACAAUCAUUGUCACGGUUAGGGCUAAAUAAUGCACAUUUAAAAAAUGUACUUUUAUUUUAAUGGCAGACAAAGCAGCGUGCAUAUUUUUGAAAUCUUAUAUUUUUUCUGUUUUCUUGGUGAAAAAAAAAACAGUUAGCUCUCCCUCUUAUGUAUUUCUGUCAUUAUAUGUUUGCCAUUUAUUUGCUUGCAAGUUUUCCAUGAGAUGUAUUUCGCAAUCUUAAUCCCGCCCCCCCUUUUUUUUUUUUCUUCGCUCAUCAGUUCUAAUGACCUUUAGAGUGUUCUUCCUGGUUCUACGUAAUGGGGAGGCGAAGAUGACAGUGACACAGUGCUUCAUUAUGUGUCAGCCUUCCAGGGAAUGUUUUGGGAAAGCAUUGUAAUACCUUUUUCCUGAUGAGAUGCUUGCGAGGGAGAAAUCAUGUACCGCAUUUUAUUUCAAAGACGUGAGACAGCGCUCAGUUCGAAUGAAUUUGCAUGCAGGAUGAGGGGAUGAUGCUUGCAUGUAUGUAUGAGUUCAUUGCGUAAAUGCGAAUGUGUGUACUUGUCUGUGACCGACAAAGCAAAGAGGGGACAAACAAAAGAGUCUGCAUAAAUCUUCUUUGGAUGGCACAGAAAGAAAAUCUAUUAAAACAUUCAGGUCUAUUAAAACCCUCCAGUCUAACAAUGUAUGAGAGUGCUGUUAAACUGACAGCAAUAGGAGAUUAAUAUAGUCCAUUUUUCAAAAAUAGCAUUUUCAACUACUGCUGUAAUAGUUCACAUUCUCUAUUAAUGGCUUCUGUACUGUCAGAAUUACGUGUGACAGGGAGAUGGAAAAAGAUGAAUUAAGUCAAUGGGAUUCUUAAAGUGUGCCAUUGAUCCAGAUGGGAGGUUCGUGUUAAAGACAAUAUUAUAUAUGCACCCAUAUUUUGGAAAACAAUCCAACUCCAUCUGGGCUCUGUUAAAGUAAAUACAAGUUAAUUUGUUUUAGUGUGUUGAUAGAAAAGUUUCUUAGAUGAUAUUUUAAUUUUUUAAGGGGGAAAACGAGUUGUUGCUGUUUGUCUGUGUCUGUCUCUUUUUGUGCCCAGUUAGGAAAUGCGCCCGUGACUGCCUCUGAUACUAUGGGGUCAAUUUAAAGAUAUGAAUAGAGAAAUGUUACGUUGUUGGUUGGUGAGAAUUAAAAAGAGGACAUAUUUGAACAAAGAAAAAUUAGCACAGCAAGCAUCUCAGUUUGUGACUCAGAAUAAAUGAGAACGCUUUAAUGAAAAUCAAAAUGACCCAGACUGCCAUGGUGACAUUCCAGCUCAAAGGCAACCCUUCGACUUCAGGACGAUAACUUCAAUUUCAGUGACUCUCUCACAAUGUCAUCUGCUGAAAUUUGCACAACCUUCUCCAAAUCUUACCCUCUUUUCUCAUUCACUUUACGAUCUCAUUAGUUUGUUCUCUUUGUCCCCCUCCCAUUUACCGAAACAUGCACUUUUAUUAGGCCACUAAAUGGCAUUGUCUGCACAAAGACAUCACAAGAUACUCGAUCAAUAAGAAAGUCAACACCUUCCAGAAACGACUAUUGAUUUGGGGAUGUGUGUAUGCAGAUAGUUGUGGCUCGGCGUGCUGACUCCUGUAUGAGGAUGGUGACGGAGUGUAAACAUAACGCUCCAAAGUGUGAGAGGAAGCUUGACAAAGGUUUGCGCUGAUCUUAGGUCAGCAUGUAUUCCUCGACCUGGCCCUUAUCCAUCACUACUUGGUUCCUUGCAAAAAUAUUUAUACUUCUUGAACUUUUUUUCAAGGUUUCUGAUUUUUGCAGACACAGAGCUUAAUGAAUUGUAUUAGGAUUUUCUUUUUGUGAUAUGCCAAAUCACAACAAAACAUAAAUGUCAAAUAGGUUGAAAAUAGUUAUUUUUUUCCCAAAUAAUUUGAAGAAUAUAGUGUAUAUUUCUAUCCAAUGCCAACGAGUCACUUCUUUGUAGAAACACGUUUUUAAAUUUUUAAUUACAGCUCUUUUGGGCUAUGUCAUCACCAGCUUUGUACGUCUAAAGACUACAUUUUCUGCCAAUUUUGUUUCCAAAAUAGCUCAAGCUCAGUCAGAUUGGAUGGAGAGUAUUUGCAAAACAUGACAUUUCAAGUCUUGGCAGAAAUUAUCAAGUUGAAUUAAAUCUGGACUUUGAGGGGGCCAUACUAGCACAACAAUAUGCUUUAAUCCAAACCGUUCAACUGUAGCUUAGACUUUGUAUUUAGGGUCAUUGUUCUGCUGAAAGGUGACCCUUGCUCUACAUUUAUCUCCAUCCUUCUCCCCACCAACUCUGAAAGGUUUACCCAUAUGUGUUCAAACGAUUCAUCCACACAGCAUUAUACUGCCAACACCAUGUUUCAGUGGGUGAACGGGGUGUUCAUGAUGACGCACAUUCUCAGUUUUCUGUCACACAUUGUGGUUGGCAUGUAGGCCAGAAAGUUCAGUACUGUUCUCACCUGAUCAGAGCACCCUUUUCUACCUGUUUUCUUAGUUCAUUAUAAGACCGAUUGGUCAUUUUAAAAAUAGAUUCAACUUGGCUUUUUUUUUUUUCCAACAAUGAUUUUCUACUUACCUCUACUGUAUGAACACUUUUGCAAUGCACUGAAGGUCGCAAAAUGCAAUGCAUAUUAUCCAGCUUGAUAACGGUGUCCUUCUUCUCUGAGCUAAGAACUUGAGUGUUUCUAAAUUGAUCAUUGUAUGAGAAAAAGAAAUGCUUAAUUUCUUGUUUAGAUUUACUUUUAUUUUAUUGUUAUCAGAAAUCUAUUGAGAGUUUGUUCCUUUGGUGAAAACAGGUGACAGAAAGAGCUGGAGAAAUAUCCACAAUAACAUGUCUCAUUUGCUGUUGUACCUGCAAUAUUGUGUCAAUUAUACACAUUGUAAGAUUUUCAACUC